This is a messenger RNA of Salvelinus fontinalis (brook trout), 3090 nucleotides long. RefSeq lists its product as uncharacterized. Gene Ontology annotation, molecular function: DNA binding. The record is from RefSeq and is a predicted model, not a curated record. NCBI's taxonomy places the organism in Eukaryota, Metazoa, Chordata, Actinopteri, Salmoniformes, Salmonidae. The coding region runs from base 521 to 2260 and encodes 579 amino acids. The transcript is spliced from 3 exons.
AUUCAUUACGUCUUGCAACGGAAACUGUUUACAGUUUAAAAGAACCAAACAGCACCAGAUUAGACUACAUCGGGUGCAAACGGAACAAACAGGGGGGGACCUACCUGAAUCUGUCAAAUAGAAAGUCUCGUUUUCGAUAAUAAAAACUUCCGUUUGGAGUAAACUGUUUCUGUUUUAACAAACGAAACGUUUUGCAACAGAAUUGCCGAAAUGAAUACACCCCUGUUUGAACGCUUGCAGUCUCGCACUAAAUACGACACAUUGCGCGGAUAAUUUCUUAAAAAUGGAUGCCGGUGCUCUUGCCACAUCUUUCCAUGUCUGGCAAUAUAGACAACAUUUCAUUUUCAAGGAAUUAAGAGACAAAAAUAUGACCGUCCAGUGUGUUCUAUGCAAACCCAAAAUCCGCAUGUUGUCUACCUCCAAGAACUCGACAUCAAAUCUGAAGAAACAUUUGGAGUAAAGACGAAGGAGAUGGAGAUGAGGUGAGGAAGCCACAUAAGGCGAUUGAGAUGCACCCAUAAUGAAAUGUAUAUCAUGGACAUAUGAGGUACUACUACUGCAGAGAAAGCAUGCAAUCGUGUAUCUGAAGUCGCCUAAAGGUGAGAUGGAUGGACCCAAUGGAUCACCCACAGACUCUCCUAAGGAGCCACGCUACAAGAAAUCCAAGCUGGAAAACCUUGUCAAUCAAAUGGCGUCACAGCCAAAAGUGAACACCCUGGUCUUCAACUUUAUGGUGGAAAAUGUCCAGUCGCUGUCUGUCUUGGAACAGCCUGCUUUCAGGAAGUUGAUUGAGGGCUUAAGUGGAGGGAAGAUGUCCAUGACCCGAAAUACUUUUAUCAAUGGAAUUAUGAUGGCAUACUCCAAAAUGAAGGAGGAGCUAAAGGAAAAGCUGAACAGUGUACAAUCUGUGUGCACUACAGCUGAUAUCUGGUCAGCUCACAACAGAAGCUACAUUGGGAUGACAUGUCAUUGGAUUGAGAAGAAUGAGCUGGAGAGGAAGUCUGCUGCACUUGCCUGUGCCAGAAUACGGGGCUCGCACACAUUUGAAACAAUUGCAGCCAAAAUACACGAGAUUCAUUUGGCUUACAAUAUUGAAAACAAACUUCAGGCUACAGUCACUGAUAAUGGCAGCAACUUCGUCAAAGUCUUCAAAGAGUUUUCAAAGGGGGACAAUGAAAACUAUGAAGAUGACAUUGUUGAAUUUCAGGACGUGGGCACCAUACUUGACGGAGCAGAUGAGGCCAUGCACCUCUUUCUGCUGCCGCACCAGAGAUGUGCAUCGCACGCAUUGAAUCUGAUUGCCUCCCACGAUCUAGCGCAAGUUCUAUCACAGGGAGAAACUGCCCAAGUGUACUGCAGCGCAAUGGCCAAAUGUUUUGCCAUAUGGAACAGCGUCCACCAAUCCCCAUUGGCUAUAGCAGCAGUGGAGGACAUAGAGAAAAUGAAAUUGACUGCUCCUUCUGUGAGUCGCUGGAUUUCUGAAUACUCUGCAGUGGAAAAGAUGGUCUCUCUCCCUGAAACAAAACUAAUGGAUGUUUGUGACAGCUUUGGGGUCCCAAGACUGCUAUCUUAUGAGAUAGCAUUUUUAAAAGAAUACAUAAAUGUCUUCAAGCCACUUGCUUUUGCACUGGAACUCUUCCAAGGAGAGCAAAAAUGUUUUCUUGGAUUGGUCAUACCUACGGUACUCACAUUGAAGAAAAAGCUAUGUGAGAAGAAAACUCUUGCACUUUAUCUCUUGGACGUCAUCAACCCUGUUCUAGACGCGAUAGAUUCCCGUUUCAAACAGCUCUUUGCCAGUCUGGAUGCAAAAAUGGCGACAGCAACUACACCACAAUUCCGUUUGUGGUGGCUACCAGAAGCUGAGAGGGAAGACAUGCAUUUGAUGCUGGUGGCUGAGGCAACCCGUUUGGAGCUGACUGAUGGUGCGCCAAUCAGCAGCGACAGCGUGCAGUCAGAAGAUGAAUUCUUUAGUUUCGGACCUGGGACUGGCAACAAUGAUGCAGAAGAGGAAGUCCGGAAGUACCUCGAGGGAACCAGCAAAAAUCUCAGUUGCCUGAAAUACUUCCAGAGAGUGAGAAAGCUGUUCCUCAAAUUCAAUGCCAUCCUACCCUCAAGUGCUCUUGUGGAGCGCCUCUUCAGUCAUAACGGGAACAUUCUCACCCCUAAAAGGAAUGGUUUGACUGAUGAUCAGUUUGAGCAAGUUCUCCUUUUGCGGUACAACAGCAAAAUAUGCACUCUGGACAAAAUAUUCCCUGGGUAAAAAUUUAAAGGGAUUUUUUCACAGAUCAUUUAUCAGACAAAAGAGGGUGGUUGGAGGAGCUAUAGGAGGACGGGCUCAUUGUAAUGGCUUGAAUGGAUUUAAUGGAACCGUAUCAAACACAUCAAACAUGAGCAAACCACGUUUGACUCCGUUCCAUUCAUUUAAUUCCAGCCAUUACAAAAUCACUCAGUUUAUAAAUAUAUUAUACCACGGGUAUGACAAAAGAUUACUUUUUACUCUUCUAGUUACGUUGGUCACCAGUUUAUAAUAGCAACAAGGCACCUCGGAUUUGUGGUAUAUGGCUGUAUCCAGGCACUCUGCGUUGCGUCAUGCAUGAAAACAGCCCUUAGCUGUGGUAUAUUGGCCAUAUACUACACCCCCUCGGGCGUUGCUUAAAUAUACUUAUUCAAAAUAUUGAGUUAUGUACUAGUUAAAUGCAAAUGUCUACUUUUCUAUUUUAUUUUUAAAAAUUACACAAUGCUGCUAGCCUACUUUUUACACGUGAUUACAUAGAAAAUGAGUCUAACGUAAAUAAAAUGGAACAGGUUAAAAUAAUUCUAAAUAUGCUUCUUUGUGAUUUUAUUAAACAUGAGGUUCAAGUUUUUAUUUUAAAAGAAGUCAAGUAAUGUGUAUCCAGUAAUGGAUUUUGUGUUUUCCUACUGUACAGUACAUGACAUUGGAGACCUCCAAAACAGAGGAACAGGCUCACACUCACAGUUCACCCACACAAUCACCUCUAGGCGGCAAUGUUGAGUUGUUAAAUCUAGUUUGUGUGAUUAUAUUUACUCUGUUGUCCACCUAUCUUUAAAUAAAGGUAAAAUAUAUAUGUU